Molecule: messenger RNA, 1751 nt
Organism: Phascolarctos cinereus (koala)
Lineage: Eukaryota; Metazoa; Chordata; Mammalia; Diprotodontia; Phascolarctidae
Gene: ISY1
Product: ISY1 spliceosome associated protein
Biological process (GO): generation of catalytic spliceosome for second transesterification step
Source: RefSeq, a predicted model, not a curated record
GGCUACACAAGGGCGCCGGCUUUCCUAACGACUGACACUUUGGCCCCACGUACUUACGCUGCGCAGCGCAAACGAAGCCCGGAAGACCAUAUGAUCCCUUCCAAACUCCCCUCCUUCGCGGCAGACGAAUUGCGCAAGCGUAUAGUGGACGUCGUUGGCCGGGUGUUCCUAGUACGCACGCGCUCGGUUCCGAGCUUCCCUUCCAGCUUCUAUUCUCCUUUCACUUCCUGGUCUUCCUCUCAUUUCUUCCGGGUCAAGCCGGUACCCGGGCAAGUAGCUGCUUUUACUUGGCCCAGGUGGGAGGCGAGAGUUUGGAGGAACCUCCGCUUCGGGUGGAGUCGAAGUGCUGGGGGCCAGGGCGGCCCCGGGGGAAGCGCGAGCACCAUGGCUCGAAAUGCAGAAAAGGCCAUGACGGCCUUGGCUCGAUUUCGCCAAGCUCAGCUUGAAGAAGGGAAAGUUAAGGAACGAAGACCUUUUCUUGCCUCUGAAUGUAAUGAGCUACCUAAAGCUGAGAAAUGGCGACGACAGAUUAUUGGGGAGAUCUCAAAAAAAGUGGCACAAAUUCAAAAUGCUGGUUUAGGUGAAUUCAGAAUUCGAGACCUGAAUGAUGAAAUUAAUAAACUCCUAAGAGAGAAAGGACACUGGGAGGUUCGGAUAAAGGAGCUGGGAGGUCCUGAUUAUGGAAAAGUUGGCCCUAAAAUGUUAGACCAUGAAGGGAAAGAGGUUCCAGGAAAUCGAGGUUACAAAUAUUUUGGAGCAGCUAAAGACCUUCCAGGUGUCAGAGAGCUUUUUGAAAAAGAACCCCUUCCUCCUCCAAGGAAGACUCGAGCUGAACUUAUGAAAGCUAUUGAUGCUGAAUACUAUGGUUACCGAGAUGAAGAUGAUGGCAUUUUGGAACCUUUAGAGCAGGAGCAUGAAAAGAAAGCAGGAGGGAAUCAUCCAGUUCUAAAAUUUCAAAAAGGACAUAGACUGAUGCACAUUAUAAGAAAGAUCAUAGGACCUGCAAACCAGACACUGAUAUCAGUCUUGCCUGUGGCAGUCAUAGCAGAAGCAGUAGAAAAGUGGAAAACUGAGCGAGAGGCCCGCCUUGCACGUGGUGACAAAGAAGAGGAGGAAGAGGAAAUAAACAUCUAUGCUGUGAAUGACGAGGAGUCUGACGAGGAGAGUGCCAAAGAGAAGGAAGGAGAAGAAGGGCAGCAGAAAUUUAUCGCUCACGUCCCCGUGCCCUCCCAGCAAGAGAUCGAGGAAGCUCUUGUACGAAGAAAGAAGAUGGAACUCCUGCAAAAGUAUGCCAGUGAAACACUCCUGGCCCAGAGCGAGGAGGCAAAGAGGCUUCUUGGAUUUUAGUAUCUUGGUGUCGCCUGGACUGGAGUACCUCAGUAGUUCUACACUCACCAUCCACCCAGUUUUGUUCACUAACAGAUACAAAUUGUCACAACAGUUUAAAGGUGGUCCUUUUCCAGUAAUUUUCCUGUUAGCUUUGGGGAUUGCUUAAUAGUAAUAUUUUUUCCUUUGGUUCCAUCCUGAGGUCAUAAAAAUCCAUUUUUUAAAAAAGAUCCAAAAAAUGGUCUGCAACUGUUUUGGUAUGCUGUCCCUAAGUGUUCCUGGUUGGGUUGUUCGUGUGCUGAACAUUUCAGCAAUUUGUUUUGUAUAAAUAUUUUAUUACUGUAUAAAUAAUUUUGCUUUUAAGGUUUGUCAAUAUCUAAUCACUGUGAAGAUAUUUUUAUUAAAUACUUUUGUAGGAAAGAAAA